AUGAGCGAGAGCACCCCAGCUUCUGGAAGCACGAGCAGCAGCUCCGGUGUAAGUGGAGAGUCAAGCACGGCCUCUGGCACCAUGAGCUCCGGAAUGAGCGAGAGCACUCCAGCUUCUGGAAGCACGAGCAGCAGCUCCGGUGUAAGUGGAGAGUCAAGCACGGCCUCUGGCACCAUGAGCUCCGGAAUGAGCGAGAGCACUCAAGGGACUGGAAGCACAAGUAGCAGUGCAGAAAUGAGUGAAGAGACAAGUACGGCUCCUAGUACUGUGAGCUCCGAGUCCAAGGUAUAUCCUGGGAACGACCUCCGACCUAUGACAGCAUUUCCCGUACACGAUACCCUGAUUGCUUUUGGCAUCCUAUUUCAACAAGAAUGUGGAAAGAAAAAGAAUGAACAGGUUCAAAUAAAUAUCCAUAGUCCAACACAUCAGGAACAACGAGCAGUCCAACAACUCCAAGCACCAGCACCAGCACAAGCACCAGCACCAGCACCAGUACGAGCACCAGCUCCACUACCAGCACCAGCACGACCACGACAACAACAUCGACAACAACAUCCACAAUCUCGGCUUGCACAAGGUUUGGUCAAGAACAAAAACGGAAAAGAUCUGCCACAAGCAAGCAACAUGCUAAGACUGCUAUACAACUGCGACCUGGAGAACAGUGCUGUUAGUUCUGCUACAAGAUGUUCGGGAAAUCCCAUGCCAUCACUACCCUCUGACAUACAGGAGAACGUCUAUUUGGUGCCGGCAAGUGCUGGGGCUCAAAAUCCUCAAGAUGCAAUCAUUGUGAUGGCCUGGGCAACUACCCAGUAUUUUGGUUGUGCUGUCGUUUCUUGUGGAGAUAGCCAAUGGUCUGCUGUGUGUCACUAUAAACCCGGAGGCAAUAUAUUGAAUGAACAUCUCUACGAGAAGGGUACUCCGUGUUCGGCUUGCCCCUCUGGCGACACUUGCGACCCCGAAUAUCUUUGUGUUCCUCCCGGUGCAUCACCUCUUUUUCUCUAG
Molecule: messenger RNA, 1002 nt
Organism: Haemonchus placei
Lineage: Eukaryota; Metazoa; Nematoda; Chromadorea; Rhabditida; Trichostrongylidae
Source: the annotation of a GenBank genome assembly